Molecule: messenger RNA, 2364 nt
Organism: Nematostella vectensis (starlet sea anemone)
Lineage: Eukaryota; Metazoa; Cnidaria; Anthozoa; Actiniaria; Edwardsiidae
Product: myotubularin-related protein 2
Exons: 25
Coding region: 176-2008 (610 amino acids)
Biological process (GO): dephosphorylation
Molecular function (GO): phosphatidylinositol-3,5-bisphosphate 3-phosphatase activity
Source: RefSeq, a predicted model, not a curated record
GACCGGGCGUAGCCUCGGGUCUAGUUAUUAUUCUCUAGUGCCCAAGCCUCACUCGUUCACGUCAACAUGCCGUCCUUUCUUGCAAAGAGCAUUCCAUAGUCUUGACGAAAAUCAUCACUUUGAGGUGAUCACAAGGUUAAACAGUCCAAUAAAAGGAACCUUUAAAGUGGCCAAUAUGGAUGGUCCAAAGCGACAACACAGCCACAAUAGCAAAGCAGAGGGAGGCCUAGGAACAGUUAUCGAGGAUGGCAAUGUUAAGGCUGAAUUGUCUGCCAACCAAGGAGAGCUUGCCCUGUGUAAAGGAGAAAAGCCCCAAGCAACAGCUAAGGAUGUGACCUACUUAUGUCCAUUCACCGGUCCUGUGCGUGGGUUCCUCUAUAUCACCAACUAUAAGCUGUUCUUCAAAGCAGAUGAUGACAUUCCUUUUACAGUAGAAGUACCCCUUGGAACAAUUUACAGAGUUGAGAAAAUUGGUGGCACCACGAGCAGAGGCGAGAAUGCUUAUGGAUUAGAGAUUUACUGUAAGGAUUUUAGGAAUCUGCGAUUUGCACACAAGCAAGAAAAUCACUCAAGAAGGCUGAUUUAUGAGAGAAUCAUGCACUAUGCUUUUCCUGCUUCUAAUGGAAAGCCAUACUUUGCUUAUUCCUUCAAAGAUGAGUUUGAGUACAAUGGCUGGGAUGUAUAUGAUGCAGAAAAGGAGUUUGAAAGAUUGGGGCUGCCGACAGAUUGCUGGUAUGUGACAAGAAUUAAUGAGAAGUAUGAACUAAGUGACACAUACCCUGCCGUGGUUGGUGUACCAUCAUCAGUUAGUGAUGAAGACAUUAAAAAAGUUGCAGUUUUUAGAAGCAGGAACAGGCUGCCAGUACUGUGUUGGCUACACCCAACCAACAAUGCAUCAAUAACAAGGGCGAGUCAGCCUAACAGAGGUCUAUUGGCUAGGAACAAAGAUGACGAAAAGUAUUUUCAGGCUAUUCUUGAAGCAAAUCCUCAAUGCCACAAGCUUCUGAUCUUUGAUGCAAGACCAAGAAUCAAUGCAGUGGCCAACCAGGCCAAAGGAGGUGGAUACGAGACAGAAGAGAACUACCAGAAUACAGAAGUGAUAUUUCUGGAUAUUGCCAACAUCCAUGUGAUGAGAGAGAGCUUGCGCAAGUUAAAGGACAUCUGUUUCCCUAAUAUUGAUGAUACCCACUGGCUGACCAACUUGGAGAACACAAAAUGGCUGGAUCACAUCAAGAUGAUUAUGGCGGGUGCUGUUCGUAUUGCUGAUGCAGUGGACAGAUGUAGAACAUCAGUAGUUGUUCACUGCAGUGAUGGAUGGGACAGAACUCCUCAGCUUACAGCUCUUGCCAUGCUUUUGAUGGAUCCAUAUUACAGAACUAUCAUCGGCUUUGAGGUGCUGAUUGAGAAGGAGUGGCUCAGUUUUGGACACAAAUUCAAUCAGCGCUACGGCCACGGAGACAAGAACCAUGCCGAUGACCAGCGGUCUCCUGUGUUUUUACAGUUCAUAGACUGCGUAUGGCAAGUUACAAGACAGUUCCCGUGUGCAUUCGAGUUCAACGAGACGUUUCUCAUCACGAUCCUGGACCACCUGUACAGCUGCAUGUUUGGGACGUUUCUGUACAACUCGGAGUCUCAAAGGGAGAAGGAGGAUGUCAAGACUAGAACUACUUCAUUAUGGAGUUACAUCAACACAAGCAUGAUGGAAUUCAAGAAUCCUUUGUACGCCCCUUAUCUCCACCAACACGUCCUGUUCCCUGUUCCGAGUUUGCGAAGGCUGGAGUUGUGGACACGCUACUACAUCCGCUGGAAUCCGCGAAUGCAGGCGCAGGAGUCAGAAGAACAACGCAACAGAGAUUUGUUCUUUCUGUGUGAGCAGCUGCGCCAGAAGUGCGAGGAGCUGCAGCAGGAGAUUGACCAGCGGAUGACGGUUGAAGUUCCGUCCACUCCAGAUGCCGUCUCUCUCCACAGCACGAACUCGAACUCGCAAUGGGCGACGGCGCAGCUGUAGCUUGGUACCACUGGUAACCCAGAUAAUCGCCUAAAUACCCUAACGGAUUGUGAUAAGGGAACAGCUGUAUUCAAGAAAGGUUGCAUACAAAAGUAUUUAACUCUAACUGGCUGCGUUAAACGAACUGCUUCCCUGGAAGUUUUGUACAGAUAAUAUUAAAUGAACCGCUGUGUUCUCAGGACAAGUUGCUUUUAUUGGUUAAGCCUUGUGUUCGUCGUUGAAUUUUGAAAACUUUGAACAAUAACCUGGAGCAAUGUUGGUACGAUUUAUUCAAGUUCUCGUCCCAGGACUUUCGAGUACUUUGUCAUGUGCGUACACUGCUUGGAGCUAGAACAAAGUAGUUCGGGACACGUGAA